Messenger RNA from Neltuma alba, 1140 nucleotides. RefSeq names its product SUMO-conjugating enzyme SCE1. The coding region runs from base 85 to 567 and encodes 160 amino acids. The record is from RefSeq and is a predicted model, not a curated record. NCBI's taxonomy places the organism in Eukaryota, Viridiplantae, Streptophyta, Magnoliopsida, Fabales, Fabaceae. The transcript has 5 exons.
AAAGGACCAUCAGUGGGCUUGGCUAAUGCCGAACUGAAAUUUUUGGAAAACCGAAGCGUCGAGAGCAGGACAGACUACAAGGAAAUGUCUGGCGGGAUCUCGCGGGGUCGUCUAGCUGAGGAGCGAAAAUCCUGGCGUAAGAAUCACCCGCAUGGUUUCGUGGCGAAGCCAGAAACUGGAGCAGAUGGCUCUGUGAAUUUGAUGGUGUGGCAUUGCAUUAUCCCUGGCAAGGCUGGGACUGACUGGGAGGGAGGCUACUUUCCCCUUACUCUCAACUUCAGUGAGGAUUACCCCAGUAAGCCACCAAAGUGCAAAUUUCCUCCAGGCUUCUUCCAUCCUAAUGUCUAUCCUUCAGGAACUGUGUGCCUCUCGAUCCUUAAUGAGGACAGUGGUUGGAGACCUGCCAUUACUGUGAAGCAAAUUCUCGUGGGCAUUCAGGAUCUGCUGGACCAACCUAACCCUGCUGAUCCUGCUCAAACUGAUGGUUACCAGCUUUUCAUCCAGGAUCCUACUGAAUAUAGACGAAGGGUGCGGCAGCAGGCCAAACAAUACCCCCCUGUUCUUUAGUUUAAUGUUCUUGUUUGUUCAUACCAUUGACCUAUUUGUUGGCUUGAUAAAUUCAUUUUAAAAAUACUGUUUGAGACCGAAGCAUUGAUUUUCAAGCUGAUUAUCAAGGCCAAGGGUAGCUAAUGUCUAAGCUUUUCCCCCUUUUCCAAAAAAAGAAGAAAAAGAAAAGACAUUGCUGUUCGUUUUAUAUUUGGUUUAUCUUUCUGUCCGUGGAAAUGAGGGUGCAUGUGAUGUGAUGGGCGGAGCUUGAAUCCUGAUAUUGCUGUCUGCUGAGUUGGCUUCCAAAUGUGUACAUACUGCAGCGGUGGAAGUUUUUCCUUUUCCAGCCAGGAAGAACAGACGAGGAUCACACUCCUGGCCUUGUGAUAUCUCCUGUUGUUUGAAAAUAAUUAUUUUAAUGUCUUUCACUCAUUGGUGAGUGGUAAUGACAUGGUUCCGUGGAAGGUGGUAGGUGAAGCGCACAAAUUACUGAGAUCAGUGUUGCAUCAAACGUACGUAGUAACUCUGCUUCGUUAAAAAACGGAGUUAUUUCAUUAGUACUUUGAAUGUUAUCUCUGUCGUUUAUCACAAGCA